AUGAUGAGCUACGAUCUACACGGCAUGUGGGACCAAGGAAAUAAGUAUACCGGCUCUUACCUGCGCGGCCAUACCAACCUUACGGAGAUCGAUAUAGGAAUGGAUUUGCUGUGGCGUAAUAACAUCGACCCCCAAGAAAGUGGUUAUAGUUCCAGUGACGUUCAAACAUACUAUGACCCUGUUUCGACAGUCAAAUAUAAUGUUUACAACGGGAAUCAGUGGAUCUCCUACGACGAUGCGCAGUCGUGGCAGGAUAAGAUGCGAUACCUGACAGGGAAGUGCAUCUCUGGAGUAAUGAUCUGGGCACUUGACCAGGAUGAUGGAAUGCACAGAGUUCUUGCUGCACUCCUCGGUGAGGAUGCGCUAGCUGGCUCGCUUAUGGAAGGAGGUGACCUGUCGACCAAACAGAAGGGAGAAUUGACGGAUCAACUAGCCGCAUAUACUGGUCAAACCCGUUAUGUCUCUGAAUUCUGCACAGAUGGCACCUCUCAUCAAAAUGACGCAGAUUAUGUGUGCGCCACUGGUUUCUCUUCGGUCGCGACUGCACAUGCACCCCAGCAGAAACUCGGAUAUUGGAUUGGUGACGUCUGUGACACUGGCAAGUAUCGUCAUAUCUGUUGUCCGACAGACGCUAUGCCAAAGAACUGUGAAUGGACCGGCGCCCCAGUUCGCAGUGAAGUUGGAUGCAGCAGCAAGUGUGGAAGCGACCAGUUUCAGCUCAAUGUUGAUUUAUAUGUUGACGCUUCCCGUGAGGAGCCAUGUUAUCAAGGAGACCGCGCGUUGUGUUGCGAUGGUGCCCAGGCUAUCAAUCAAUGCACGUGGACUUCAUGUCAAAAGCUUGCCUCUACCCAGGACAAACCGAGCUGCCCGGGUGGGAGCACUUAUAUGACCACCCGGUCACGCCGAAGACGAUGGUGA
Messenger RNA from Penicillium cinerascens, 918 nucleotides. Its product is annotated as glycoside hydrolase family 18 protein. The record is from RefSeq and is a predicted model, not a curated record. The transcript has 2 exons. NCBI's taxonomy places the organism in Eukaryota, Fungi, Ascomycota, Eurotiomycetes, Eurotiales, Aspergillaceae. The coding region runs from base 1 to 918 and encodes 305 amino acids. Gene Ontology annotation, biological process: carbohydrate metabolic process.